This is a messenger RNA of Drosophila navojoa, 2710 nucleotides long. It is a transcript of the gene E23, whose product is annotated as ABC transporter G family member E23. Gene Ontology annotation, biological process: transmembrane transport. The record is from RefSeq and is a predicted model, not a curated record. Gene Ontology annotation, molecular function: ATP binding; ABC-type transporter activity; ATP hydrolysis activity. Gene Ontology annotation, cellular component: plasma membrane. Lineage: Eukaryota; Metazoa; Arthropoda; Insecta; Diptera; Drosophilidae.
AUGAAUUUGUUGGCCCAAAGCAUGGACAACGCAACGGAUGAAAUGGAGCAGUUACCGUUGGUAGCCAGUCGACGCAAUUUGGCCAAAAUUGUGGCCGAUUGUCGCCUGCAAAUCGAACCAACUGUUGCAGCAGCAGCACCAAUAACAGCAACAGCAGCAGCAACAGCAUCGACAGCAGCAGCAGCAACAACAACAACGUCAGCAACGGUUGCAGUUGCAGCUAGCAGCAAUUGCAACAGCACAUCCUCUGCCUCCUCAACCAGCUCCUCAUCGACAACCUCAACGGAUUUGCCCAGCACGGAUAAUCUGGCCAAGACUUGCAUUUUAGCUGAUGCCAAAAGUGCGGCUCAGGCGCCUUCGUUGACGUUUCCUUUCAUAAAUGCUACCAAGCAACAGCAGCAACAACUUCCUACUGCGCAGCAGCAACAAGUACAGCAACAAUUGCAACAGCAACAGCAACAACAACCAACAAUACAGUUAACAUUUCAGAACUUAAAUGUGCUGCACAACGAUCGCAAAAUUCUUUCCGAUGUGAGUGGAUUAGUCAGUCCUGGCGAGGUACUGGCUAUUAUGGGUCCUUCGGGCAGCGGCAAGACGACGCUGCUCGACUGCCUCAGCGGGCAGCGGCACUUUGACAGUGGCAGCGUCUACCUGAAUCGCGAGCCCCUUUCCAAACGUUGGCGUCGCAAAAUUGGCUACGUGCUGCAGGAGGAGAUCUUCUUCACGCAGCUAACGUUGCGCGAGACCGUCAUGUAUACGGCGAUGCUGCGUCUGCCGGAGAAGAUGGCGCGCGUGGAGAAGCUGCGGCUGGUCGAUCACAUAUUGGAGACGCUGGAACUCACCUGCUGUCAGCAGACCAAGUUUGGCGAUUACCUCAAUCGUGGUCUGUCGGGGGGCGAGAAGAAGCGUGCGAAUAUCGCAUGCGAACUGCUGACCAAUCCGCUUCUAAUGCUGCUUGAUGAGCCCACCUCCGGGCUGGACAGCCACUCGGCCAUAUCGUUGAUGAAGGUGCUGAAGCGCUACGCGCAGCUGGAGCAGAAGACAAUUGUGAUAAGCGUGCAUCAGCCGUCGUCGCAGAUGUUUCACAUGUUCGACAAGCUGCUGCUGCUGCAUCAAGGACGAACUGCGUACUUUGGCGAGGUGAACAAUAUCUACAGGCACUUUGAGGACAUUGGGGUGACCAUCAAGGCGCACUACAAUCCCGCGGACUUUGUGUUGGAGCAGCUGAAGUCGCAUCCGGAUAUACGCGAAAAGCUGUUCAUCGCUGCCAGGGAGUCGCAUGGCAACUACUUGAAUCGCAACUGCAUCAGCAAUCCGGACAAGUCGAAGCAGCAGCAGGACACCAUACUGAUCAACGACAUCAUCAACAACUACUACAAUCAACGACACCAUCAGCCUCAUGACCUUCAUCACAAUCACAAUCAUCAUCAGUAUCACACGGCGAACGGGGUCUGCGAGGCCGAUGAGGAGGCUGCUCAGCACCUGGUUUGGUCCGGCGCCGAUUCGCAAUCAAAUUUCAGUUCCUGUGCCUCCAGCGACUGCCAAUCGUACCGCGUGGGCAAGGGCUCCGUUAACGAUGACGACUGGCUCUCGUAUCCAACACGUUUUCACACCCAAUUCAGCGUCCUCUCGAGUCGCAAUUUCAAAGAGGCCAAGCCGCGCAUGUUGUCCAAGUUGAAUUGGUUCCAAACAAUCGGCUUGGCUCUGAUGGCAGGCGCCAUUUGGUUCCAGCUGCCGCGCACCGAGGAGUUCCUUCACGAUCUGCAGGGCUGGAUGUUCUUCUCGCAAACCUAUUGGAUGCUCUUUGCGCUCUUCGGUGCGCUCAAUUCAUUUCCUUCGGAACGUGAGGUGAUCAGCAAGGAGCGCCGCUCGGGCGCGUAUCGGCUCUCUGCCUACUACCUGGCCAAAAUGUGCGCGGAGCUGCCUUUGGUGAUAACGCUGCCGACUGUCUACCUCAUGAUAAGCUAUCCCAUGCUGGGCUGCAGCAGCUUGAAGCUCUUCUUUCUGAUGCUCAUCUUUUUGCUGUUGAAUACGAUUGUGGCGCAGAGCGUUGGCUUCUUCAUUGGCGCCUGCUGCAUGGACAUGAAUGUGAGCAUCACGCUGAGCGCGCUCUACACGCUUGCCACACAGCUCUUCGGCGGCUAUUUGUCGUCGCGCAUUCCGGAAGGUCUCAGCUGGAUACGUUACACGUCGAUGAUACACUAUGCAUACCAGAAUAUGCAGAUUCUCGAGUUUCGCGAGGGACCGGCUAUUAGCUGCGGAUCGCCGAGCAGCUAUGAGAUAUGCAAACAGCAGACAACAGAAUUCAUUCCAUAUGAGGAAAUACUCAAAGCACAAAAUUCAACAUCUCCGCUCUGGCUGAAUACGCUAAUAUUGAUGAUGUUCUUUCUGGUAUUUCGGGGACUGGGCUAUGCGGUAUUACGCUAUCUCCGCUGUCCACAAAAGUCGUGAUAUAUAUAGCUGACAACGAACCAGUGAUACGUAAUGAUUAGUGUGUAGCCUUCUAAAAAUCCUAUAAAUCUAAAAAACAAGAAACCGAGAAAAAAACACUAUCCACAAAAUGUUGAACAAAUUACAAACGUGCGCCAAUUGUUGUGAUUCAAUAUUAAAGCCACAUUUAGCUUAUAUACUUCUUUUAUGUAUAUAUAUACAUAUCUAAAUAUUUAUGUAUUUGGCAAACGGCAGGCGCUAUAUCCAAAAUUUGUUGUUU